Prunus persica (peach) is the source of this 1447-nucleotide messenger RNA. Its product is annotated as dnaJ homolog subfamily B member 1. NCBI's taxonomy places the organism in Eukaryota, Viridiplantae, Streptophyta, Magnoliopsida, Rosales, Rosaceae. The coding region runs from base 207 to 1187 and encodes 326 amino acids. Gene Ontology annotation, cellular component: cytosol. The transcript is spliced from 3 exons. The record is from RefSeq and is a predicted model, not a curated record. Gene Ontology annotation, molecular function: protein-folding chaperone binding.
GCAAAAUUACCCUUUUGGACCCCUUGGCUUUGCAUAUUCCAUCCAUGAUUGUGAUUGAGAGAGAGCUCUGUUUCUUUUGGCUGCCACCCAUCAAUGAUUGAGCUCGCCAUAUAAAUAUGGUGGCUACUUGAACAAGCUUCAGCCACUAACCGGAGUUUACAGGGACAGAAAAUCCAAGGCUUUUCUUACCAGGGAGAUAGAGAGUCAUGGGCGCCGAUUACUAUAAGAUUCUUCAAGUACCACGAAACGCCAGUGAAGUUGACUUGAAGGAAGCUGCCGAGGCCAAAUUCAACCAACUCUGCCAAGCCUACGACGUUUUGAGCGAUCCUCGAAAGCGAGCAGUGUACGAUCAGUACGGCGAGGAGGGUUUGAGUGGAGGGUCAAGGCCGGGCGGGUCUCGGAGCCCAGAAGAUAUAUUCGCGGAGUUUUUUGGAGGGAGAGGCGGCGGCAUGGGCCAGUCACGGGAUGACGGGUUUCGGGACCCGGACGAUGUGUUCUCCGACUUUUUUGGACAGAGGGUUAACAUGGGCGAGUCACGGGCCGGUGGUUCUCGGUCUCGGAGCCCCGAAAUCAGGAGUAUGAAUGGCGAAAAUAUAUUCGAGUCGCUUAUAGCCGCAGCGGAGGGCAAUGGUCGGCAGAGGAAAGCAGCGGCGAUAAAGAGGACAUUGCCUUGCAGCUUGGAGGAGUUGUACAUGGGCAACACCAGAAAGAUAAAGAUUUCUAAGGAUGUUGUUGGUGCUAGUGGAAGAAGAAGCACAGUGGAGGAAGUUGUAAAUAUUGAGAUCAAGCCUGGUUGGAAAAAGGACACCAAAAUCACUUUCCCAGAGAAAGGGCAUGAUGUAGAGCGAGGUGUUAUACCAGCCGACAUCAUCUUUAUCAUUGAGGAGAAGCCUCAUAGUUUUUUCAAGAGGGAUGGGGAUGAUCUCGUUGUCACUCAGAACAUUUCUCUUGCGGACGCUCUGACAGGACACACAGCGCUGAUGACAACGCUUGACGGGAGAAAUCUGCGGGUCUCCAUUGAUUCGAUCAUCGGUCCCACCCACGAAGAAGUGGUUAAAGGGGAAGGAAUGCCUAUCCAGAAGGAACAAGGCAAAAAGGGUAACUUGAUUCUCAAGUUUAACAUCAGGAUCCCCAAGCUUACCUCAGAGCAGAAAACUAGCAUCAAACAAUUGUUAACAUCUUUGUAAAUGUUGAUUGUACCAUCGAAGUUUUUCUUCUGCUUUUCAUUUUCUCUGCACCCAAACAAUAACUUUCUAGGUUUCCCUUCGCCAUCUACCAAGCUUUCCUGAUUGUACUGUGUAGGUUUGUGUGUGUGUUGUGUUAGCUGUAUACAAGUAGAUUGCUCUCUCCACCACAUUAUUGUGAUGAACGGGAGCAAUUAUUAUUGUAAUAUAUCGUGUAAUCUAUGCUCUGUAAUUAACUCUAUUUAGGAGCACUUCCUGUUACA